Phragmites australis (common reed) is the source of this 799-nucleotide messenger RNA. RefSeq lists its product as uncharacterized. NCBI's taxonomy places the organism in Eukaryota, Viridiplantae, Streptophyta, Magnoliopsida, Poales, Poaceae. The record is from RefSeq and is a predicted model, not a curated record. The transcript is spliced from 3 exons. The coding region runs from base 50 to 520 and encodes 156 amino acids.
GGAGUAAGUGAGUAACCAGAUUUCAGUGGUUGCGGCUCCCUGGGCAAAAAUGGCGCAGCGCUCCCUCGGCCGCCACAAGGCUAUAGCCGAGCCGUCGAAGGUCGCCGCCGGCAACUACACGAAGCACGGCAAGCACUGCACGAAGCAACACGUCCGGAUCGCCUUUGCUGAAAGGAUCAUCACUACGACUACGAAGACGCGCACGCACGUGAAGUUCAUCGUCAUGGGAGCAUACGCCACGGUACGACGUGCAAUCAACCUGCACACGUACACACGAGAGACCAAGGUAGGGUUCGCCGCCUGCGGAAGGCGCAAGGAGGAGACGCGCCACACGCACACGACGAAGCAGCAUGCCCAGUUCGGUCCCGUCGUGGCCAUGCGCGACAAGUGUAAUGCGAACAAGGCACGUGCGCUCGCACAAGCACAAGGACAAGGGAUCGCCGCCGCCGUCGGCAGAGCGGGUCGGGUUUGCUACAAAAAUCAGCCACAGGGACACCGCUUCACAGUGAUCGGUCGCUAAGGCAAUAGCAGGAGUGUGCACUAAGUCUAUAAUAUUUUGAAUAAAAAUAUUUUAUAUCGAAUUAUAUAUUCUCACAGUUUGAUAAAGAUGUUCAAUGGUAUGUAUUCUCUAAAUCGAACUUCAGUCACAACCCUUGAUGCACCAGGGAUAGAUCAAAGCACAGCCUCUUCAGGAUUUAUGAUGUUGUACUAUUGUAUGAUAAAUUAUGCAUGAGACGACAUUAUUUACUGAAACAUAAGAUCCAUUAUGAACUAAUUGAACCGGUGGUUCUUUCAGAUU